Molecule: messenger RNA, 786 nt
Organism: Cokeromyces recurvatus
Lineage: Eukaryota; Fungi; Mucoromycota; Mucoromycetes; Mucorales; Mucoraceae
Product: UNC-50
Exons: 7
Coding region: 1-786 (261 amino acids)
Cellular component (GO): Golgi membrane
Source: RefSeq, a predicted model, not a curated record
AUGGCCUCAAUAUUACCAACAACGCAUUCAAGCAACUUCGGCUCAUCUCAUAGUUCAUCCUUUUACUAUAAUGAAAAUAAUGGAAGAUAUCGAAGGAAUACGAAUAUUCUAAAACGUUUAUUUCGAUUCCCUCAUAUGGACUUUGAAUUUGCACUAUGGCAAAUGGGUUACUUAUUAAUUGCGCCGAGAAGGGUUUAUAGAAAUAUUUAUUAUCAUAAACAAACAAAAAAUCAAUGGUCAAGAGAUGACCCAGCCUUCAUUGUUCUUUUAGCAUUAUUUUUAACAUUGUCUGGCAUUAUCUGGGGAUUCACAUAUAAUUAUAGUGUUUUAGACAUCAUGAAAACAUCCUUCUUUAUGGUGUUUAUUGAUUUGUUGUUGGUUGGAUUUACUAUUUCAACUGUGACAUGGUUCAUUACCAAUAAGUUCUUGAUUCAAAAUAUAAAUAGUUAUGCUGUAGCACAAAAGGUAGAAUGGGCUUAUGCAUUUGACAUUCAUUGUAAUUCAUUUGUUCCAGUUUAUAUGAUUUUAUACAUUAUUCAACUCUUUUUUUUGCCACUGAUAUUAAAAGAGAAUUGGAUUUCAAUGUUUAUUGGUAAUUUCAUGUAUUGUGCUGCAUUAAUUUGGUAUACAGUGGGUACAUUUUUAGGCUUUAAUGCUUUGCCCUUUUUAGUUCAUACUGAAUUAUUCCUAUAUCCUAUUGCUUUGUUUAUUGCAUUAUUUGUAGCUUCUUUAUUCGGAUUUAAUAUUCCCCAGUAUACGCUUGGACAUUAUUUCAGCAAUAAUUAA